This is a messenger RNA of Dermacentor silvarum, 1037 nucleotides long. Its product is annotated as scoloptoxin SSD976. The record is from RefSeq and is a predicted model, not a curated record. The transcript is spliced from 2 exons. The coding region runs from base 1 to 990 and encodes 329 amino acids. NCBI's taxonomy places the organism in Eukaryota, Metazoa, Arthropoda, Arachnida, Ixodida, Ixodidae.
AUGACGACCACCGCUGCUGUCGGCCCGUUGCUCCUGGCGACGGUGUGGACGUCGCUGUGGACACCCACCGAGGCCCAGUGCACUCCGGAUUUGCGCCGGAAGAGACCGACGCACACCCUGUGCAAGCCGCCCAACAAUUUGUGCACCAUAUACGAGGCGGGCGUGAACGCCGCUCAGCAAGCCCUCAUUGUGAACCGCCACAACAAACACCGGAGCGAGGUGGCGCAGGGACGGCUGCGCGGAUUUUCGCCGGCAGCCGACAUGCAGGAGCUGAUCUGGGACGACGAGAUCGCGCAGGUGGCGCAGGCCCAUGCUGACCUCUGCACGCCCGCCAACGGAAAAUUGGACCACGACGAUCACGGGGACCGUUUCACGUCGCGGUUCCAAACCACGGGCCAGAACCUCGCGUGGGAUGGACAGACGUUCCCGGUCGGCGUGCCCAACUGGACUAAUGCAAUCGACGAGUGGUACAUUGAGCACAUGUUCUACCCGCCGGGGUACGUGAGUCAGUAUCCCGGCGUAGCAGCCACAUCCCAGGCCACGGGACACUUCACCCAGGCUAUCUGGGCCAAGACUCGCUACAUUGGCUGCGGCUACGCCUAUUACACGGUCGUCGGGGCUCGGUUGCCGCACAUGCGCAAGUACACGUGCAACUACGCUCCGUCUGGGAACUACAAGCGACGGCCCGUCUACCAGGAGGGCGCUACUUGCAGUGCGUGUCCGCCGCCCACCCACUGCCGCCAAGUCACGGGUCUGUGCGGCGACCAAGCGCCCGCUCAGAACCCUGGGUCCCAACCCUCGCCACCGAACUCUCCCGACAUGUCGUCUCCUUCCGAACCGGCAGCGGAGACGAUGAUGUGGCCUUAUGUAACACUUGUUGUGUCCUUAGCCGUUGUGGUAUCCUUGCUGGCUGGGCUCGUCUUCGGUUGGCGCAUUAUCACUCGAACCGAUUACUUGACGGGAAGUGCUGCCCCCCCGGCGGCGGAAUAGUGGGCAACGUCAAGAUAUUUUACAUCCGUUUGUUUUUUUGUUUUUUU